Lytechinus variegatus (green sea urchin) is the source of this 3773-nucleotide messenger RNA. Its product is annotated as zinc finger protein 875-like. Bases 808 to 2916 code for a protein of 702 amino acids. Gene Ontology annotation, molecular function: DNA-binding transcription factor activity; RNA polymerase II cis-regulatory region sequence-specific DNA binding. Gene Ontology annotation, biological process: regulation of transcription by RNA polymerase II. Lineage: Eukaryota; Metazoa; Echinodermata; Echinoidea; Temnopleuroida; Toxopneustidae. The transcript is spliced from 7 exons. Gene Ontology annotation, cellular component: nucleus. The record is from RefSeq and is a predicted model, not a curated record.
UCGCAAGGCGGGCGGAUCUUUCUUCUGGUCCAGUGCACAGUCCACUUUGCUUGAGAAAUUGACCAAUGAACAAGCGGUCAGCGGCGGCUAGCUGUUCAUCCGCCACUCCCCUGACACUUAUUCACAUGUUACACAUGAAAUGUUCGACCGAUAGGCUGAAAAAGAAAGCAGAUGCCUUGUAUCGACCAGUGCCCUUCCACUCUGCAUCACAUCACUUGUAGGCACAUCGUCAUUGAGAGGAAAAUCAUCUCACAUUUUGUUCGUCAACAAAAAUAAUUCAAAAGUUUUUAUUCGCUCUUACGUUUUCGAAAAAAAUAUUAGCAUAACCCUGCUUAUGAACUUUAAAUUGAAAUUUGCUUUAUCAGAAUUUGUAAAUUCAUACUUUCCAUCAUCGAAUUUUGAAGUUUAGCAUUUACAUCUUCAAACUUGAAAUUACAGUUAUCAAUACUGUUGCCAAGUUGGAAAAGGGUGAACUACACCAAUAUUGUCUACUUCUAAACCAUUUAUUUCCGCUUACAAAGGGAAGGUCAUUUUUCAUUUUCGUCAUCACCUGCGUCAUUUCAUCUUUACUUCGGCUGAACUUGAAAAGCUCAUUAACACGUGAAAAGAUUCAAAACGAUUCUUCAUUUGGUCUGGUAUAUCUAACCGGCGGUGUUGACCUAGCCUGUCGCGGCGCCACGAGGAUAGGCUAGGCGUGAACAACAUCAUCCACAACACCGAGGAGCAGCAAUCCAACAAGCUGAGCUGUUACACCCAACCGAGAAGUCAUUGAUUGACUCCCCGCAAAUCUCCCGUCCAUUCUUGACCAUGCCCCGUGCAUUUCUUGUCAAACACAAGCGAGCUAGAGUGGAUAGCAUAGCGGAUGAGUUGUUAGCUCGUCAUGAAAUGGUCCAUGGUGAUGAAGAGGGGAUACACAUGAGGGGUCCUGAUCAAGGAUUGUCUUCACAGUUCGGCCAAAACAUGUAUCCGGAAGGUCUGUCAAAGCGUGAGCUUAACGCCAUAGAGAUGGAUAUGGAAGCACGAGGAUUGAAGAAUCUUCACCCUGCUUACACACUAGCUCCUGGUUUAUAUCCUCCAACACCACCACUCCUUCGCAUGUCCACUGGUUCAGCCUUUGAGAAAGUUCAUCCUGGAGUACCCAUGUCGGAGACUCUUGGAAUGGGAUUUGGUCCUCUACCUGGUAGUGUAGACCCACAACGUUUGGUUCUUAACCCAUGGUUGGCUAGUUACCACGACAUCACGGGUCAUAACAUUCUCCGUGAUCGUCUCUUGAGCCAUCCUGGUUACCUCAUUGCAGAUCCUAAACGCGGACUUUAUCAAGUGCCACCUCGCGCUUAUGUGUCGAAGCCUCUCGAUGAACCUCUGAAUCUUAAGAUUCGUGAGCAGUCACAUGAAGAGCAAGUAGAUGAGAAUGAAGAAUUCUCUAGAAUUUCCAAGAAAUCUCAUCCAGACGACUUUUUAUCGUCUAAGAAACACUCUCUGGGAGGACCAGUCAGACUUCCUGGAGCAGGAUCUGCAGUUGAUGAAUACCCGCGAUAUCCUCAGAUGUCUUCAACGGCUGCCAUCCAUCCAUCAUCCUACCCGUUUAUUGGUAUUCCAUAUGGUCAUCUCCUGGCCCAUAAGUAUUCUGGUGGCUUCGGCCUAAAGCAACUCGAUCGCAAUCAAUAUCCGAGUCGUAGAGGACGACAAGGGAUGGAAAUGUCCCCGCCAACAGCAUCCCAUGCGCCACCACAGCCUGACAUCGAAAAGCCACCAAUAUGCAAUGUGAAGCCAACUUUUAACGAACAGGAAGAAAGCAGCGAUUCUGCUUCACCUUUAACGAAUGCAUAUGAAAGUCCAACUAUCCUAAAUCAACCACGUUUCCCUGUUUCACAAACAAGCAUUGAAGAUGACGAUAGUGGUGAUCAAUCACCGUCUUCAUCAACCGGUGGGAAGCGACUCACUAGGCCACCCAUUUUAGGAGUAGAGUACAUCCAAAACGGCAUCGAUAACGAACUCCACCAUGACGCAGACAGCAUCCAGGACUCAGAUCAACAAUUUAUCCUGCAAGACUCCGAAGAACAGUAUCUUCUGCAGGAUGGACAAAAUCCCAUCUCAGAGGGCGAUAAAAAGACUGACUGCCAGUCCAACAUGGAUGACAAAGCCAUCCUUCCCCUGAUUCCAAAAUACACAGGAGAGACUAAAGGUCGAAGGUCAAACAGUGCAAAGACACCUCAACCCCGGAAGUACAUAUGUGACGUUUGUGGCAAGGGGUUCAGCAGGAGCAACACAUUAGUCACUCAUAAGCGCAUCCAUACAGGUGAUAAACCCUUUGCUUGUGAGCUGUGCGGGAGAGCGUUCCGACAACCCGGGAACCUUACCCGACAUCGCCUGACCCAUACUACGGUCAAACCUUACGUGUGCACGCAGUGUGGAAAGGCGUUCAACCGAGCAUCGAACCUUCACACUCACAUGAGAACACAUACCAACUACAAACCAUUCGUGUGUCAGUACUGUGGCAAGGGAUUCCAUCAGAAGAUUGAUAUGAAGAUUCAUUCCUACACACACACUGGUGAAAAACCGCACAAGUGCAAGAAAUGUGGGCGUGGCUUCAAGCAGUUAACCCACUUGACCUAUCAUAUGCGCACGCAUUCAGAGGUCAAGAUGUAUACAUGCGCCUACUGUGGGAAGGGUUUCAACCAGAAAGGAAAUCUCCAGGCACACAUCUACCGCCAUACUGGUGAGCGUCCUUACCGCUGUGAAGUUUGCAACAAAGGUUUCACAUUGGCGAGUACUCUUAAUACUCACCGCCGCACACACGCCGAGAAAAAGCCGUUUGCUUGUCAGUACUGCGGUAAAGAUUUUUACCAACGUAAUGCCUUGAAAAGUCACCUCUUAGCAUCUCACCCAUACACUGAUGGAGAAAGUUUGUUAUAGGCAUCCUCCUCUUAUACGAUUUAUAUUGUUUUAUAUAGAAUUUACCAAAGACCCGACGAUUCGUGUCUUAUUAUUUAUAUUCAAAUCAUCCUUCUUCUUAUUUUCAAGCCAGGAUUUGGAAUACGUACUAUAUUGCAAAGUAUAGGCCUACCCGGACGAUGGUUUCAAAGAGUUUUAUUAGACAAUGAUGUUCGGGGAUACGUUUUAUCAACAUUUUCGUCCGACAAGUUGUCAGAUCUGACAACUUCCAUUGAUUUUGAUUGGCUGACAAGCACUGUUACCCUAGUAACUGUCGGAAAACAGGACUUGUCGGAUAAAACGUCAUUUCAUGACACGCUGAUGACCAGUUUUUGACCUUAGGAUCAUACUACUAAAAGCUUGAUGAUUUACGAUAUUUUUCAGAAUAUGAUUGUAAAUAUUUCAAUAAUCAUUUACAGCCUUGUACUAUAUAUAGGACAAAUACAGUAUGUCGAUUUUAGUUUUUAAUACUCUCGUAACCAACUUGGACAGGUAUUUGAAUGAUUUAAUUCCUGUCUAAAAGUAUGUUAUUAUUUAUUAAUAAUUUCCAGCCAAUCUACCUGUAAUAUAUCAACAUUCAACUUAUUUGCCUUUACCUAACAACAUGUAUUAUUCAUUAUUUCGCUGAUGUUAAAUACUUAAUAUUUUUUAAUCGUUAUUAUAUUGUUAUUAUUUAAGUUAAAGCCAUGUAGAUAUAUUCUUAUAUGUGAAUUACAAGGUUACGUGUGAAUCACAAUGUGCAAUAUAUUAGUAGCAUUGAUAAUCAAUAUUCAUUUUUUUUUCAUUUUUACAAUAAGCCUUGAAGAAACAACUACCAAAAUGUAAAUAUUUGAAUUGUG